AUGUACCAACAAACUGUAGAGUCUGUAGAGAUCGAGGAAGAGUUGUUGGAGUUCAAGUUGAUCGAACGAUGGACGUUCCUGGAAUACCUUCCGGUGAAGGCAGGCGUUCGCAAGUCCUCCAGCAGCCCAGAGCUCACCGCUCUGGAGUUCGAUCCUCACUCGACAAGGACAAGACCUGCCCAGAAAGAAACCUGGGGCCGGCAGGCCAGUGUCAGCACCGAUCGUUCCUCUGGUGCCACCUGGAGCCGACAGGAAAGUGCAGACAUCAGAUGUUUGACAUUCCACGACACUUUGGUCAAUGCUGCUUCCACGAAGUCUGACAACUCGGAUCCCAUUGCGACAGGCUUCGCCGAUCUUGCGAUUCCUGAGACUGGAUCGAGCGGAUCAGAGCUUGGUGCAGGUCAAUGGGCGAUUGCAAACCUUGUGCGUAGACCCUUCUCGCUUGAUGACUUGCAUGAUGGACUGAAAUGGACUGAAGUGGUUUUGGCGGCCGGGCGGCUGCACUCGAGGUCAGCAUUGUCACUUGUGUCCUCCCGGUGCCUUGCAGAAGAGGAAGCGGCAGCAACGCCAGUUGGUGAAGGCAUUGCGCAAAAGCACGGUGGCUUGGCAGUGACACGUACAGGUCUUCCAGCAUGGACUCGGGACGCACAACUAAUUUGCGUGGCAGAAUUGUGCGACAUCUUGUACGGCCGAUGGUUCUUCCAGUUCAGCGAUACGCAGGUGGGUUUGCCCGAGAUUUGGAACUUUUUUGUCGAUUGGAUGAAGGUUCUUGCAUCGCAUUUGCCUGCGGUGAGCAUUUGGUUGUGCACCACUUGGAACGAGCGUUCCGGUGUCCAGGGAAUGUGCCGACAAACUGUAGGGUCUGUAGAGUCUGUAGAGAUCGAGGAAGAGUUGUUGGAGUUCAAGUUGAUCGAACGAUUGACGUUCCUGGAAUACCUUCCGGUGAAGGCAGGCGUUCGCAAGUCCUCCAGCAGCCCAGAGCUCACCGCUCUGGAGUUCGAUCCUCGCUCGACAAGUACAGGACCUGCCCAGAAAGAAACCUGGGGCCGGCAGGCCAGUGUCAGCACCGAUCGUUCCUCUGGUGCCACCUGGAAUCGGCAGGUGAGUGCCACCACCGUUUGUUCCUCCAGUGCCACCUGGAGUCGACAGGAAAGUGCAGACAUCAGAUGUUUGACAUUCCACGACACUUUGGUCAGUGCUGCUUCCACGAAGUCUGACAACUCGGAUCCCAUCGCGACAGACUUCGCCGAUCUUGCGAUUCCUGAGACUGGAUCGAGCGGAUCAGAGCUUGGUGCAGGUCAAUGGUCAGUGGGAUCAGCCCUGCAUUCGCAGGGCGAUUGCAAACCUUGUGCGUAG
This is a messenger RNA of Cladocopium goreaui, 1356 nucleotides long. Lineage: Eukaryota; Dinophyceae; Suessiales; Symbiodiniaceae. The record is from the annotation of a GenBank genome assembly.